AUGGUCCUUUCAUUUAUCCUGGUUCAGAAUCGCCAGGGGAAAACGCGCCUGGCGAAGUGGUAUUCCCCAUACAGUGUCCAUCGUCUUGUCGCCCCGCGAGAUCAAAAAUAUCAGUCCAACUUCGUCGAAUUCCGCCGCAGCACUAAGGUCGUAUACCGACGAUACGCCGGUUUAUUCUUCUGCGUCUGUGUCGACGCAAAUGACAAUGAGCUCGCAUAUCUCGAAGCAAUCCACUUCUUCGUCGAGGUCUUGGACCAGUUCUUCGGAAACGUAUGCGAGCUAGACUUGGUCUUCAAUUUCUACAAGGUCUACGCCAUCCUGGACGAAGUCUUUCUCGCAGGCGAGAUUCAAGAGACAAGCAAGCAGGUCGUUCUCACGCGAUUGGAGCACCUGGACAAGCUGGAGUGA
Penicillium olsonii is the source of this 408-nucleotide messenger RNA. The record is from the annotation of a GenBank genome assembly. NCBI's taxonomy places the organism in Eukaryota, Fungi, Ascomycota, Eurotiomycetes, Eurotiales, Aspergillaceae.